This is a messenger RNA of Paramuricea clavata, 2787 nucleotides long. The record is from the annotation of a GenBank genome assembly. Lineage: Eukaryota; Metazoa; Cnidaria; Anthozoa; Malacalcyonacea; Plexauridae.
GCCCUCCGCGACCAAUUUGCUGACAACGUGAGAGACCCACUUCUACGGAAGGAAUUAAAGCGCAUGGUACGAAGCAACUCCAGCUCUAAGUUUCUAGAAGUACGAGAAGAAGCUCUACACUGGGCAGAGGAGGAUGAAAAGAUGCGUCCUACAAAUAGAAAUGUAUCAAGUGAAGCGGUUUCAACCACACAGUCAAACAAAGAGAUGGAUAAAGUAUUGCAAGCCCUCGAAGAGCAGCGUAAGUCGAUUGAUAAUUUGUCCCAAACCCUUAUUUCCCUUUCCAGAUCCAACAAUAAUAUUCAGCGGAAUCAGGGAGGAAGAGGCGGCCGAAACCCCUCCCUCCGCGGUUUUGACGAAAGAGGGAACAGAAUUUGUUUUAAAUGCCAAGGAGUCGGACACAUUGCAAAUACAAGUCAACGCCAGAAUGACGGCCUUCCCCCAUCCAAUGGCCCACCACGCAAUACUGCCCCACCCUCAUCGUAUGUCCAUAGCCAAGAUACAUCAGCGCCAAACGGUCUCCCUCCACAGUCGCGAGUCGGACAGUAGGAGGGGAAGGCGCAGACUCUCAUAGCAUACCAGAAGGGACAGGAACUACUUUCAACCAGUGGGUGGUUAAAACUGACAGCAGCAAAUGGGUUAGAAAUACCCUACCUUGGGUAUUUCGAACUUGACAUUGAAGCUUUCGGCUUAAACGUGCCCAGACGAGGAAUACUGGUCGUAAAGGAUUCUGCCAAUGAUGCUAUGAGAGCAUGGAAGAGAGACGUACCAGGUCUCCUUGGAAUGAAUGUACUAUGUGAAAUGGGACAAGUGUUAGCUAAGUUCGAGGGAACGGAAUUUUUAAGUAAAGUUGAUCCUGUAUGGUCACAGCCAAUCCAGGCUGCCAAACGUCGUGCAAAUACAUCAGUACGAGGUAUCGUUCGAGUUGCAGGAAAGCGUGCAGUACGGAUCCCAGCUAGUUCGGUAACAACAAUACCUGCCACUGGUUGGGGUGGUCAAGUGAAGUGCGAGAUGGCAAUGGUGGAACCAGUUGUUGGACAACAUUUGUCGCACCUAGUGGUACUCAACACCUAAAAUCUAACCAAUGAUGAUUUGUGGAUCCAGCCAAGGACAAGGAUAGGUGUUCUUCACGCAGUCAGCAACAUCGAAAGUGGUGUGGAAUUCAAGAGAGUGUCAGUCAACGAAGAAAUGGUUACGGUGCAAGAUAGCGAGAACACAUCAAUUCCAGACGUCGUGGACAAUACUGAAUGUCCUUGCAACGGACUUUCCCCAGAGCAGCAAGAAAAACUGGACGCACUGUUGAACAAGCAUGCUUCCGUAUUUUCAAAGUCAGACGAUGACAUUGGCUACACAGAGACGGUUAAACACAAAAUUAGGACGGAGGAUGACAUCCCGGUUACGCAACCCUACAGACGAAUUCCCCCAAAUCAAUACCAAGAGGUGAAGGAACACAUUCAGAAAUUACUUGAUAGCUCAGUCAUUCGCGAAAGUCACAGCCCUUAUGCAUCUCCUAUUGUGUUAGUGCCACUUUGGAAAAAAGUGCAAACAUAACCCUUGAAGGUCCUCAGCAAACGUAUGUGGCCAACACAGAACAUAACGUACCUAAGUCAGGAACGAAGUCAUUUCCAAGUUACUCCAAGUCCGAGUUAAUGCAGAUGCAACAAAGUGAUCCAACGAUAAGUGCAUUCCUGAAAUUUUGGACAGUUGGUAGGAAACCCGAUGCAAAGGAGAAGAAAGAUCUCACUAUUGGUACCUGUGUCUUGUUACAGCAAUGGAAACGGUUAGAACUGAAGGACGGAGUAUUGUACUGAACGAUUAUUGAUCCACAACAGCAGGAGGUACAACAGUUGGUGCUACCUGAGAUUCUAAAGGAGAGAGUAAUUCACAGUCUUCACAACGACAUGGGGCAUCAGGGCUUAGAGAUCCACAGUUGCCAAAGUGCUUGUCAAGGAGUGGUUUCAAAAGUACGGCACACCGGAACGGAUCCAUUCGGACCAAGGCAGGAAUUUCGAAAGUGCAAUCAUUCAGGAACUGUGUCGAAUUUAUGGUAUAAAGAAGAGCCGCACAACACCUUACCACCCACAAGGCAACGCACAAUGUGAAAGGUUUAACCCCACACUUCAUGAUUUGCUUAAGAGCUUGCCUCCUCAAAAGAAACGUCGAUGGACCGAGUACCUUCCUGAGUUACUGUAUGCCUACAACUGUACCCCGCAUGGUACAACCGGUUACAGUCCAUAUCACCUUCUUUUCGGGAGAUCACCAAGGUUACCAGUUGACUUACUCCUCGGAGAAGAAGAGGAUGAACCUCAGAAACAGUCUGCGAAUGAGUGGCUUACUAAACAUCAAACCUGCCUGCGGUACGCUUGGGAAAAAGCAGGGGAGCAUAUACGCGAGUCAGCAGAGAAGAGAAAGCAAAGAAACGAUUCAAAGGUGUAUCCGCCAGAUAUCAAAGUUGGGGAGUUAGUGUACCUACGAAAAAGAGUUUUGGGGCGAAACAAGAUCCAAGAUGCAUGGGAACCUACCAUGUUUAUCGUGACUGAAGUACCGACCAAAGAUGGUGGACCAUAUACUGUUGUACCCUAUAGUGGUCGAGGUGCCCCAAAGAAGGUCAGUCGUGUUGAACUACAACCAUGCCCCAUGAAGAGUGACCCUCCUCAACCGAUACAACCAAUGACGAUUAAAUGCGUUCCCAACCGAGCCAUUCAUGAAGAUACGUCCUCAACUGACACCGAAUCGGAGUUUAUGUUGCUCGUUAAUACCCCUUCGUCACCCAGAGGCGAACAAAUUUAA